Cuscuta campestris is the source of this 2144-nucleotide messenger RNA. The record is from the annotation of a GenBank genome assembly. Lineage: Eukaryota; Viridiplantae; Streptophyta; Magnoliopsida; Solanales; Convolvulaceae.
GGAGACCUGCAAAAUAUUUUCAUCAUUAGACGUUAAAGUUUAUUAAAGUGUAUCAAAUGUUCUUCAUGAAUACUUUGUGCAUGGGAGUUAGAAUGAAAGAAAGAUUCGCUCUUUUAUAAACUUUUUCAUCUUUUGGAAUCAUUGUUUGAGCGCUUGAGAAUAGCUAAAUCUAGGAAAAAAAGUUUUUUUCCUUCCCUAUGAUUAGGGCUUGCGAUUCCUUCCCUAUCAUUAGGGUUUACGGCCAAAUCCAAGAUCUUGCACAGAUUUCAGUACCUUCCAUUCUUUAAUUCACUUCUUUGUGGGUUUGCGGCGACGGCUUUGUAGCAGUGGUGGAGCUUGUCCGAUUUCUGUACCUCUCCAAUCGAGUCGCGAUGAAUAAUCAAGGAUUGAAUGGUAUCCAAGCCGAUAUGGAAUAGUUGGACCUAAAUGAUGAGGAGAUUGGGAUCUCGUUUGGAUUGGACGGGGACCUGGUUCUACAAGAGGUUCUGGACGAAUCAUUUACCUUGGUUGGAAGACUUUUGACGGAUAAACCAUACAAAUGCAGAUUAAUCAGGGGGAGAAUAUAUGGCUUGAUUUGGUUCCGCUUCGUUCAUCGAAUUAAAUAGACGCUGAGCGUAUUUUGUCUGAAGGACCGUGGGCCUUUGAUAAUGCAACGCUUCUUUGUUGUGCCCCUGUUCCAGGUGAUGAGGUAAGGGCUUCACACCUAAAUUGGCACACCUGAAUUGGCUGGAAGUUUGGGUUCAGGUACACGGUUUACCUUAUGGCUACACGAGCAAUGCGGUACUGGAGGCGAUUGGUAGUUUCUUAGGGGUCUUUGUGAAAUUGGAUGAAAAGAACGCUACUCACAUCCCGCAGAGCUUCCGACGAAUCCGGGUGAGAGUUGAUCUGCAUCGCCCAUCGAAGAGGAAAAUGAAGUUGACUAAAAACGAUAACACAGUCUCGUGGGUCGAAUUCAAGUAUCAAAGACUUGGAAAUUUCUGCUAUUUUUGUGGUAUCCCGGGGCAUCUUCAUAAGCAUUGUGCAGCAGCUGUGAAGUCGGACAUUCCGAUUGAGCUUUGGCCUUACAGUGAUGAACUUAGAGCUGGGCGUAAAAAAAGUUGCGGAGAUAGGUGCACGGUGGUUGCGCAAUGACAAGGAAAGUUGGGGGGGCCGAGCGAGGAAGAUUUCCUCGAGUGGCACUACCGUACAAAAUGGUGAAGAAGUUCAAGGUUUAACAACCAUGCAGAAGAGAAGGGCUAACCAAGAAAAGAUCGUGGAGGUGAAUGCCUUAGUGCCGGAGAAUACACAUAUGUUACCAACGGCGGAUCUUGGUCUCCAGGCCUGUCGAGACCAAUGAGUCUCCUAAGUUGGAACUGCCGCGGGUUGGGCAACUGUCGGGCAGUGCAAGAACUGGUAGAUUUGGUAUCUACUAAAAGGCCCCACUUGGUCUUUCUCAUGGAGACUAAGUGUGUUAGGAAGAGAGUAGAGGAUCUUAAAAAUAAGUUGGGGUUUGACUCUUUGUUUGUAGUUGAUAGCUCUGGAAGAAGUGGCAGACUUGCUCUUUUCUAGAAUAGAGAGUGCAAAGUGAGUUUGAUAUCUUACUCAAGGAAUCAUGUUGAUGUCAAUGUGAUGAACGAAGGAAAUGGGUCAUGGAGAUUUACAGGCUUUUAUGGUUGAAAAAACCUUGAGGGAGAUGUUGGAAUGGGAGGAUUGCUAUCGGAGACAAUGUGCCAAACACUUUUGGGUCUCGUGUGGUGAUCGGAACACAAGUUUUUCACAAUUAUACUUCACAUUCGAAGAGGAGGAACCGCAUAUUACGACUUUGUGACGGUAUGGGAGGUUGGUGUGAAGGGGGAAGGCUGCUGCCCUUUGUUUAUAAUUAUUUUACAGAUUUUUUCAGAGAUAAUAAUAGGAGGGGACCUCACAACCCUAUGGACAUGUGGUGUGCAAAGGUGGAUCAUGCACGUGUUCGGGAGGAUUAAAAUGCUGAGCUCCAGUGCCCAUUUACUCGACAGGAGAUCAAGGAGGCACUUUUUUCCAUGCAUCCGGACAAAUCCCUAGGACCCGAUGGGCUCAACCCAGCUUUCUUCCAAAACUGUUGGAAAGAGGUGGUCCAGAGCUAUCUAACUUUGUAUUUGAUUAUCUUCGCAGGAAGGUUAUCCUAG